Messenger RNA from Phialemonium atrogriseum, 2576 nucleotides. RefSeq names its product amidohydrolase 3. Gene Ontology annotation, molecular function: hydrolase activity, acting on carbon-nitrogen (but not peptide) bonds. NCBI's taxonomy places the organism in Eukaryota, Fungi, Ascomycota, Sordariomycetes, Cephalothecales, Cephalothecaceae. Bases 465 to 2180 code for a protein of 571 amino acids. The transcript has a single exon. The record is from RefSeq and is a predicted model, not a curated record.
AUUCCUUCUAAUGGCGCAAUGGAAUCAACGCCAAAUCACGACAUAGCCCAGCCAUGACCGCACAGCAUCAUGGUAUCAUGGUGAUCAAGAAGGCAGCCAGCUUCGUGGAUGACAUUAUCUACCAAAUAGGUACCUAAUAAGUCCGUACAUCAGCUGUCACUUGGCAUGUUCAACACUAGCCCGACUCCGGUUGGCGUCGGGAUUCUUCUUGGGCAGGAUUGUCAAUGUCUGGCGAGAUCGGAGUGGGGGAUCCAUCUGGACAUCGCCUGGUACCACCAUACUGCGCCAUGAUUGUGUUCUUGUUCGUUGUUCUACUCUAUUUAGAACCAAAACGUGAUCCAUUACCGCAUGCCUGGCAACCCGUCGUCCAAGUUGCUCCAUACUAGCUUUGCUCCAAAGUCCAUUGCAGGAACCAAGCCAGUAGUGGCUAGGUAGCAUUUCGGUUGCCCAACCAAUAGAUCGCCAUGGCGGGGAGCAGCAGCAGCAGCACUACCACCCUCUUCACCAACGGCAAGAUCUUUCUAUCCGGUGUCGAGCCCGGGACCAACCCCUUCCCCAAUCAACCGCCGACCUUCGCCGAGAGCCUCCUGAUCCGGGACUCGACCAUCGCCUUCGUCGGAGCCUCCGACUCCCCCGCCGUGAAAGAUGCGCUCGCGCUCGCCGCCGCGGGGACGGAGGUCGCGGUCGUCGACCUGGCCGGCAAGACCAUCCUGCCGGGCUUCAUCGACGGGCACAUGCACCUGAUGCUGCUGGGCCAGUCCCUUCAGAAGCUCGACCUCGGGCACUGCAAGGACCUCGCCGACAUCCAGGCCACCAUAUCAGCCCACGCGGCGGCCAACCCGCACCUCCCGCGCAUCCUCUGCCGCGGCUGGAUGCACUCCAUGACGCCCGGCGGCGUGACGGCGCGCGACCUCGACGGCGUCGACCCGCUCGGCCGCGCCGUCCUCGUCGACACCAAGGACCUGCACAGCACGUGGGCCAACACCGCCGCCGUGGCCGCCCUCGGCGCCGACGCCUGGCCCGACGUCGUCGGCGGCGUCAUCCAGCGGGACGCCGACGGCCGCGCCGACGGCCUCUUCAGCGAGGCCGCCAACAUCACCUACGUCUGGCCGUACCUCACCGCCACCGCCAGCCUCGCCGACCGCGCCGCCGCCGUCCGCGCCGCCGUGCGCGCCUACCACGCCGAGGGCUACACGGGCAUGAUCGACAUGGCCAUGGACGAGGGCGGCUGGGAGGCGCUGCUGCACGCCGCCACUGCGGAGGAGAGCCCCCUGCCCAUGCGCGUCGCCGCCUACUGGCUGAUCAAGCCCAUGGAGACCGACGCCGAGACCCUGGUGCAAGUGGACCGGGCCGCCGAGCUAGCGGCGCAGUACAACGCCCAAACCAGCCCGGACUGCCGCAUCGUGGGCAUCAAGGUGAUCUGCGACGGCAUCAUCGACGCCUGCACGGCUGGUCUGACGGAGCCGUACCUGAGCGGCGUCGGCGCCGCCAACGACAGCUCAGACCUUCUUCACCCGGCACCCCUCUGGCCCGCCGACCGCCUCGCCCCCGUAGUCCGGCGCGCCACCGAGCUGGGCCUCCAGAUCGCGCUGCACGCUAUCGGCGACGCGACGAUCAGCAUGGUGGCCGACAUCCUGGGCGCGCACGCGUCGCCGGCCCGGCGCCCGCGCAUGGAGCACAUCGAGCUGCCGUCCCGCCACGACGCCGCUCGCCUCGGCGCCCUGGGCAUCACGGCGUCGGUGCAGCCCGUGCACGCCGACCCGGCCAUCCUGCGGGCCUGGCCGCGCCUGCUGGGCGAGGCGCGCUGCGCGCGCGCGUUCCCGUACCGCGAGUUCGCCGACGGGGGCGCGCCCCUCGCCCUCGGCUCCGACAGCCCCACGGCGCCGCACGCGCCGCUGGGGAACGUCUACGUCGGCACCACGAGGAGGUCGUACCGCGAGCCGGCGCUGGGUACGGCGGUCAACGCGCACUUUGCGCUCGGGCUGUGCGAGGCCGUCGCGGCGGCGACGGAGGGGGCGGCGUAUAGCUGCUUCGAUGAGGGGAGGACGGGCCGGCUGGUUGAGGGGCUCAAGGCUGACUUUGUUGUCGUCGACAUGCAGUGGGAGAAGACUAGGCUGUUGGAGGCGCGGAUCGAGCAGACUUGGUUCGACGGGAAGAAGGUCUGGGACUGCGAGGGUUGAAGGUUAUGAGACACCUACCAUUUUUGAUCAUGAUGCCGAUAACGACGACGAUGAUGGUCUGUGAACUGCGAUGAUCAACACUUUGGGCAAAUCGAAGCGUGACCUGAUGGUGUUUCUUUUCUUUGUGUCUUCUUCUGCUUCUCUGGAUAUACCCACCAGCUGCUGGCCAGGCUGCAGUGAAUGUCCCCGUAUCCCACUUUUCACCUGUAGUACCGCCGCGGCCAGAUGUUCAUCGCCGUCUUCAACCCAUCGCCAAGCGGUAGUCCCGCGUGCAUCGUCCUCAUGUCCCCCGUCCCGUUGGGAUGCAAGUUGACCCAGAAGAUGGCAUUCCCCGCCACCGGCCGGAACGCCAGCCCGCCGUCCUCGUGCGCCCUCCACAGCGGCAGCGACCGCCCC